Messenger RNA from Aquila chrysaetos chrysaetos, 5531 nucleotides. RefSeq names its product signal transducer and activator of transcription 1 (gene STAT1). The transcript has 24 exons. Gene Ontology annotation, molecular function: DNA-binding transcription factor activity, RNA polymerase II-specific; RNA polymerase II cis-regulatory region sequence-specific DNA binding. NCBI's taxonomy places the organism in Eukaryota, Metazoa, Chordata, Aves, Accipitriformes, Accipitridae. The record is from RefSeq and is a predicted model, not a curated record. Gene Ontology annotation, biological process: type I interferon-mediated signaling pathway; regulation of transcription by RNA polymerase II; defense response. The coding region runs from base 444 to 2711 and encodes 755 amino acids.
GACUAGCCCCCCCGCGGGCUAGCUUGCCGUCCUUGGCUGCCGUGUGGAGAUGGCCCGCUGAGGUUUGCACGUCAGCGUCUUUCCUCCUGGGGCAGCGGGACUCAUCUCCUCACGGUCUUCGCUCCUGACAAGGUCGCCCCCCUUCCUGUGGGGCCACCAGGAUCGCACCACCUCCCUCCCGGGCAGCAGCCCGUGCUUCCCUCGCACCCGUUACAUCUGCUCACAAAUCCUACUUCUUAAACGUCUGCUAGUUCCUUCUCAACGGCUGCACCUUCUCUCACACCUUUCCAGACUCCUAGCACCGCCCUGCUCCGAACGCUGCUCGGGAGCGCCACAAGCCGACAGAAGCGGAGGCCGGUCCCCGGGGACGGCGCUCACCCGGUUUCUGCCUCGCCUGCCAUUGCCAGCGUCGCCGCGCUGCCGGACACCCUUUCCCUAACAGGAUGACUCAGUGGUACCAGCUACAGCAACUUGAUUCCAAGUUUCUGGAGCAAGUUCACCAGCUAUACGAUGACAGCUUUCCUAUGGAAAUCAGGCAGUACCUGGCACAGUGGCUGGAGAAUCAGGAUUGGGAACAUGCAGCCAACAACGUAUCUUUUGCUACGGUGUUAUUCCAUGACCUGCUGUCACAGCUGGAUGAUCAAUUCAGUAGAUUCUUGAUAGAAAACAACUUUUUACUGCAACACAACAUAAGGAAGAGCAAACGUAAUCUUCAGGAUAACUUCCAAGAAGACCCGAUACACAUGGCAAUGAUCAUCUACAGCUGUCUGAAAGAAGAGAGGAAAAUACUGAACAGUGCCCAGUUGUCAAAUCAGAUGGAAGUGGGGAGCAUACAGAACACUGUGAUUGGGAUGCUGGACAAACAGAAGGAGCUUGAUGCAAAAGUUAAGGCUGUAAAAAACAGUGUUAUAGAUGUGGAGCAAGACAUCAAGACAUUAGAGGAUAUGCAAGAUGAAUAUGACUUUAAAUGUAAAACCUUGCAGAACAGAGAGCUUGAGUCCAAUGGUGUGUCGCAGGAGGAAUUCAAGAAAGAACAGAUGAAUCUCAAGAAGAUGUUUUUAUCACUUGACCUAAAGAGAAAGGAAGUGGUGAACAAGAUAGUACAGCUGCUGAACACCACAGAGCACACACAGAGUGCUCUUAUUAAUGAGGAACUGGUGGAGUGGAAACACAGGCAACAGACUGCAUGCAUUGGUGGCCCACCCAACGCCUGUCUUGACCAGCUACAGAACUGGUUCACCAUUGUUGCCGAAAGUCUACAGCAAGUUCGUCAGCAGCUCAAAAAGCUUGAGGAACUGGAACAGAAGUUUACCUAUGACCCUGAUCCCAUCACAAAAAAUAAACAAGUUCUGCAGGACCGAACAUACAGUCUUUUCAAACAACUCAUCCAGAGCUCCUUUGUGGUAGAGAGGCAGCCUUGCAUGCCAACACAUCCUCAGAGGCCAUUAGUCCUGAAGACAGGAGUACAGUUUACUGUAAAGCUGAGAUUGCUGGUGAAAUUGCAGGAGUUGAACUACAACUUGAAAGUGAAAGUUUUAUUUGAUAAAGAUGUAAGUGAGAAGAACUCCGUCAAAGGGUUCAGGAAAUUUAAUAUUUUGGGAACAAACACAAAAGUAAUGAACAUGGAAGAAUCUACUAAUGGAAGUCUAGCAGCAGAAUUCAGGCACUUGCAACUGAAAGAACAGAAAAAUGCAGGAAGCAGAACAAAUGAGGGUCCUCUCAUUGUAACUGAAGAGCUUCACUCUCUGAGUUUUGAGACGCAGCUGUGCCAGCCUGGCUUGGUAAUAGACCUAGAGACCACCUCCCUUCCCAUUGUUGUGAUCUCAAACGUGAGCCAGCUUCCAAGUGGAUGGGCUUCUAUCUUAUGGUUCAACAUGCUGUCUACUGAUCCCAAGAAUUUGUCCUUCUUUCUGAAUCCACCUUAUGCAAAGUGGUCUAAACUUUCUGAAGUUCUGAGUUGGCAGUUUUCUUCUGUAACAAAGAGAGGACUUAAUGCAGAUCAGCUGAACAUGUUGGGGGAGAAGCUACUUGGACCAACAAGCGGAGGAUCUCACGAUGGCCUUAUUCCUUGGACAAGAUUCUGCAAGGAAAAUAUAAAUGAUAAAAAUUUCCCCUUUUGGCUGUGGAUUGAGGGAAUCCUGGAGCUUAUUAAGAAACACCUCCUGUGUCUCUGGAAUGAUGGCUGCAUCAUGGGUUUCAUCAGUAAAGAGAAAGAACGUGCUUUAUUGAAGGACCAGAGCCCAGGAACAUUUUUACUAAGAUUCAGUGAAAGCAGCAGAGAGGGAGCAAUCACAUUUACUUGGGUAGAAGGAUCUCAAAACGAGCCCCAGUUCCAUUCGGUGGAACCAUACACCAAGAAGGAGCUCUCUGCUGUUACUUUCCCUGAUAUCAUUCGCAACUACAAAGUGAUGGCAGCUGAAAACAUUCCAGAAAAUCCACUGAGAUUUCUGUACCCAGAUAUACCUAAAGACAAUGCCUUUGGCAAAUACUACUCCAGGCCUAAGGAGGCACCAGAGCCUAUGGAUUUGGAUGGUCCCAAGGGAAAUGGCUACAUCAAGACUGAGUUAAUCUCUGUAUCUGAAGUCCACCCUUCCAGGCUCCAGUCUCCAGAAAAUCUACUCCCCAUGUCUCCUGAAGAAUUUGAUGAGGUUUCUCGGAUGGUGGGCCCAGCAGAGAUUGACACUGUGAUGUGUUCAGCAUACUCAACUUAAAGGCUGAGCUUUUUACUGCAUCAUUAACACAGCUGAUCAGCUUAUGCAUCCUGCUCUGCAGUCAAUGACUUGGUGACACGCUUCACUUCAACUCUUUGGUUUCUCAACCUGAAGGUCCAGUAGCAAUUUUUAACUAAUGGGAAUAUAAACAGCAGUCUGAGUAGCCUCCUUAUGUGCACUUCUUUUGUUUAGAAAUUCUUUGUUGAAUUUCCAGUUAACGAGAUAACCGUACCAGAGAGGAGGAUAGGAAUGAGAGGUCUCAGUGACGAGAGAAACAUGCAUGUUUUUGUUUAAGGGAGUUAGUUAAUUUUAACAUUUAAAACAGUUGGCUGUACAUAGAAGGCUUCAAAGGAAAGCUAGUUCUUUUGCAGAGGCUCUAUUCAGAAAGCUUGCAUCUUUGGCGUAACUACUUCUGAAGAACUUCCAUAGUUUAGAUUUUUCAUCUGCAUCACAGAAAGGAGAAGAGAAACACUCUGCAGGUACAUGCCACACUGAAUCCACAUGCUGCUGAAGUUUGUCCUGGUUUUAUCUUUUCUAAGGGCAUAGCAUACUGAGAGAACCUAAGCCAAAAAUGUCACCUGCAUUUCAUUUUUGCUUGUUUCUUAAGGCAAGGUCUUGUGUAGGAUGUUUAGCACAAUCUUUCUCAUAACAAGCACUUCUUAGGACACCACCUUAAAGGUGCAUUGACACAUGCUGAGCUUGCAACUCAACCUGUACAAUCAAGACUAAAGCCUCCACAAACGGCAGUCAUGCUGUCUAGCAACAGUAUUGGACAAAACAAGAACCUACUCUUAAAGAGUGCAAAAGGGGUUGGAGUAUGUUUUUACUCACUGUGCUUAAUCUACCAAGGUGAGGAUCUGGUCACUCCUAUCUUUUACAGUAAUACAUGCCCCAUUUAGGUUGUAACAGGUGGACUGGAACUUAAUUUUCGCUUGUACUAUGAACCAGGGCUUUUAUUUAACUGUUGACUUGAAUAGCUAGAAGACCCUACAGGCUUUGAUAAUGAAGUGUUUUUGCAACUGGGGAUAAGGCACAGGGAAGCGAAGAAGUUACAUUUAUACUGAGUAAUGGCUGCAGGAUAUGCACUCUCUAGUAUUUAGGAUAAAGAUGUGCUUCCACCAGAGGAGGAACAGGUUUGCUUCUCAGCAUGUUUGAAGAUAAUUAACAACUCACAGUUAAGAGGCAAAGUUAUCUUAAGCAGCUGGUCUCUUCAACUAAGGGCAUGUAUUAGUCCAGACUGGUAAUCAGCAUGCAGCUGAGCAGAGGGACUGCAGAACACUGCCACGAUCCAAUAAAAGUGGGGAUCAUGUUGGGUAGAUCUCAGAAAGGGGAGGUUAAGUAGCUGAGGGCUGGUUCAUAACGACGUGAUAAUUUUCGGCCUGUAGCUCUUCUCACCCGUCUUACUUUCGCCCAAUUCAAUUUGCUGUAUUUGUCUCCAAAAUACCAAAUUCGGUCGAUCUACUCAAGCUUCAAAAAACAAAUCGAAUAGAGCCAGGAUAACUAAUACUCAAUAUCUGGUUAGUAAUGUCUGAAAACAUUCGACAGGUAUCUUACAGGGUCAUGGUUCAAUCUUAAUCAUUCCUAAGUUCGAGUAAGAGACGUUACUCUCAGUGGUUAUUUGUCUGAGUAUAAUCUUUAAUUGAUCUACCAAAAUAACAACACUUACAGCUACUAUUAUUGUGCAAAAUACUACAGUUAAAACAAUGGUAACUAUCAUAUUGAUAUCACAUGAAUAUAAUGAUGUCAUGACUCUAAUUAAUGCAAAGCAUCUUAUCCCUUAUAGCAGAUACGAGAUUAAAGGAUACAAUUAAAAAUAUGGUCAAAUGUCCUUGGCCGGGAAGCAUUCACAGCGCCAGUGAAUCACUUCACCAGCCCCCAGCCAGGGUACAGCCUUAUAAUAAGACAGCGUUACCGACGCACAGCCGCUCAGUGUACUCAAAAUCAACACCCUGUCAGCUACUUGCUCUGUUGCACUCUGCAUCCUGACAGCCCUACGGCAGUCUGUGCAGAUAGCUAAUAGUGACCCACCAAACAGCGUUCAAGCCCAACAAACACUCACGCUGGAUCCCAUGUGUUAGGUACAGGACCUGCGCAGCCAGCUCUAGGUGACCCUGUUCGAGCAGGGGUGUUGGACAAGAUGACCUCCAGAGGUCCCUGCCAACCUCAACCUGGCUGUGAGUGACCCAGUUGCUUCUGCAGCUUCUCAAGCCACUGCUAUCUGUUCCCAGUGCCUGGGAGGGCAGCAGUGGCCAGCAUGACUCACAGGGAUUGCAGAGCUGCUUCUCAUUGUUCAGAAAUGCUAGAUUGAUCAGCUGCUGCUUAGAAAAUAAAUGACUGGUUCAAUUUAGUGUGUUGUGCCUAGGAAGACUGAUGUGCCCCCUGCAAAAGCUCGAGAGAAAGAAAAUUUAAAGGCCCUACCUAGAGCAUGUAGCAUAUGUAUUUAAAUGGAAAGCAUUGCUAAACUGACUUAGUUUUGGUGCCCCGGGUUACUGAGGUUAACAGUGAUACAGAAUAUCACAACUGGUGACUUAAUACUUUUAUCUUAUUAUAACGAGCUGAAUGCGGAUCUGUAUUGUAAUGCAAAAAAUCCGGUAUUGGUUUCUUAAGCUACACCUUGUGCUUGUGUUCUAUAUGCAGCAGUUUGUUUUCAUUACUUUUAUACUUCAAUUUUAUCGACCGUGGUGAAACUUUCUUGUGAGAUUUAAAGCAACGGCCUUAUUCAUGUCUUUGUCUUUACACGGCCAAUAGUUCUAAAAGAAUGUUUUUUUUCCCCAAUGGAAUAUUCUUUUGCCAUUUUAAAUAAAUGGAACUGUCAGUUGA